AUGCCAGCGCCCUCCCUCCGGGCUCUUGGGGCGGGUCCGCUGCGCUCAGUAGCAGCGGCGGCAGCCCCGGGGCGGAGCGGCGGCGGCCUCCGGGCAGCACCGGGAAGCGGCAGCUCCGGGAGCCCGAGGCCCUGGGGAGAUCCCGCCGAGAUGGAGGGGACGAGUGCAGCCCGAGCCACCGGGGAAGGACUUCCUCCCCAGCUCAGUUCCCCGAAAGCCUGGAGGGGCCUGCUCCGAAAACCAGGGAGGUGGAAGAGGCCUAUGUCUUGGCCUGGCAGCGGCAGCCGGAGGCCCAGGCGGGCGCAGCGGGGGGGCAAACAGGAAGCGCGCUGCCUAGCGGAUCGACAGACAGGAGUCCGGACCAAUGAGCGCAGACGAUGGAGAGCGUGGCAGCAAAUAAGAACGGAGAAGAGGGGCGGGACUUCCUGGCGGGCUGUCACCCUCUUCCCCCCUUUUGGGCUGGAGGCUCCACCUUUUGUGUUUCCCGCACAGUCAAUCAAAAUAGGAAAAAAAAAAAAAAAACCCGGACCGCUCCGGCCGUGUCCGCCGCCGCUUCCCGCAUCCUCUCCCGUCGCUGCCGCCUUCGCUCCUCACCAUGUGUAA
Perognathus longimembris pacificus (Pacific pocket mouse) is the source of this 603-nucleotide messenger RNA. RefSeq lists its product as uncharacterized. The coding region runs from base 1 to 603 and encodes 200 amino acids. The record is from RefSeq and is a predicted model, not a curated record. The transcript is spliced from 2 exons. Lineage: Eukaryota; Metazoa; Chordata; Mammalia; Rodentia; Heteromyidae.